GUGUUUAAAGGGGUGUAGGUAGGGUAGCAUACCUUGAUACACACACGCCCCACUCCAUCACCCUCACUCUGCUUUCUGACUCCACAACAGACAACAUGAGGACUUCUCUGUGUCUCCUGACCACUCUUCUCCUCUGCUAUCACCAUGCCAUUCAUGGAGCUUCUCUUCAAGCGCAGAAGGGACCCAAUUGUAGAACCCGACCCACCGACAUACUGUUCAUCAUAGACAGCUCACGUAGCGUUCGCCCCUCUGAAUUUGAGCAAGUCAAGGUUUUCCUGUCCCAGGUCAUCGAGUCGCUGGAUGUCGGAUUCAAUGCAACCAGAGUGGGGUUAGUGAACUAUGCCAGCACUGUGAAAAAUGAAUUUUCUCUCAAAACACACAAAGCAAAGGCAGCACUUCUUCAAGCUGUGAAAAAAGUUCAGCCACUCUCAACUGGCACAAUGACAGGCCUUGCUAUUCAAUAUGCUAUGAACAAUGCCUUCACAGAGUCUGAGGGGGCCCGAUUAAAGUCACCUGGCAUCAAUAAGGUUGCAAUCAUUGUUACAGACGGCAGGCCCCAGGACGCUGUUAAAGAUAUCUCUGCACGGGCAAGAGAAAGUGGAUUAGAAAUAUAUGCUAUCGGAGUAGGACGCGUUGAUAAGAACACCCUGCGUCAGAUUGCCAGCGAACCCCUAGAUGAACAUGUUGACUAUGUGGAAAGUUACAGUUUGAUUGAGAAGCUUAGCAAGAAAUUUCAGGAAGCAUUCUGUGUAACGGCUGACCUAUGUUCUACUGGAGAUCAUGACUGCGAACAAAUCUGUGUCAGCACCCCAGGUUCCUACACUUGUGCCUGUAGGGAUGGUUUCACCCUAAAUGAAGAUGGCAAGACUUGCAACACCUGUGGAGCUUCUGCUGUUGACUUGGUUUUCCUUAUUGAUGGCUCUAAGAGUGUACGUCCUGAGAAUUUUGAACUCGUCAAGCAGUUCAUCAACCAGAUUGUGGAAUCUAUGGAUGUAGGAGACGCUAGGGCUCAUGUGGGCUUAGUGCAAUAUUCCAGUUCAGUAAGACAAGAGUUCCCCCUGGGCAGGUAUAGCUCUAAAAAAGACAUUAAAUCUGCAGUAAAGAAAAUGUCCUACAUGGAAAGGGGUACCAUGACAGGUCAGGCCCUGCAGUAUCUUGUCGACAACAGCUUUGCCAUCUCCAGCGGAGGUAGACCAGCUGUACCCAAAGUUGGCAUUGUCUUUACUGAUGGGCGGUCCCAGGAUUACAUCAAUGAUGCUGCUGUCAGAGCCAAGGAGCUGGGUUACAAGAUGUUCGCUGUUGGUGUUGGCAAUGCUGUGGAAGAAGAGCUCAGAAUGAUUGCUUCUGAACCCGUGGCUGAGCAUUCCUUCUAUACAGCUGAUUUCAAGGCAAUGAAGGAGAUUGGCAAGAAGCUUCAGAUGAAGAUAUGUGUGGAAGAAAACCCAUGCGAGUGUGAGUCCAUAGUCAAGUUCCAGACCAAGGUUGAAGGUCUCAUCCAGCAACUAACAAAAAAGAUUGAAGCAGUAUCCAAGAAACUCGCUGCUUUAGAGAACAAAAUCACUGUGUGAGCCUACAUGCCACAUAGAAAUCUACAGGACCCACAAAAAUCUUCUCUUCUCAUCUCCAUCUUUAUCUUCAUGUCAUUUUGAGACGAUGCCAACAAGUAAACGAUCCUUUUUGGCUACAUAAGAAGUGCCUUUAGCAUCAACAUUCUACCACAUGGUGAAUGCAAUGUGUGAGAGACUUUCUGCUAUGUAACGUCCCUAUUGGUGAAACGACAUACUGCACCCUUUAACAUUUGCGUGCUAACGAAUGUGCAGAAACACAUAUACCUUUGAAAUAUAAACACCCAUUCACAAACAUAUAUUUGUGUAUCCAACGUAUAUAAAUAAGUAUUUAUAUGUAUAUAGAGACAUGUAUGUACAUACAUAAGCAAUUACCCACAUACAUAUAUAUAUACAGUACAUGCACCAUUUUAAAACAGAAGAAAAUUAAGCAUAAUAUAUGUGUGGGUGUAUGCAGUAUCAUAAUGUAGAAUCAACUGGUUAAUACGGGAUAUUAUCUAGUGAUAGUUUAAUAUAUUGCUUAUGGAUUACUCCAGCCAACCUCUAAUGUAAACUGGGCAUAUUGAUAUUGAUAUUGACAGUAAAGCCUUCCCUUGCAAUGCCAGAAUGUGUCAUUAUUUAUUAGUGAAUACCCAUGUGUAGGUACUAAAUUUGCACAUCCGAUGAAUGUUAUUGAAAAAAAAACUGAAAAAUAAUUAUUUCUUAUAUUAUCAUUAUAUAAAAAAUAACUGACUUCCUUUUGAAAGAUGAAUUCUUAAAAUCCCGCUGUAUCUUCUAGUACUAUAGUUUUUUAUAAUUCUCUUAAUAUUCUCUUUACAAUUCAUUGCUUUAUGGAUUCCGACUGAAAAGUGCUCAUUAGCUGUGAUAUCACUACGAUGUCAUCAAUUUGAUGGUGUUACUUUGUUUACAUGUAUUCUCCGCUCCCUUCAUGCAAAUAUAUCUAUGCAGGCAUAUCUGUGUAUAUAAAUAUAUUUGUGUUUGUGCCCCAAAAUGUUUCUGUGUGCAUAUCAAACCUAAAAAGUAAUAUAUAAAAAUGUAUAUAAAUAUAAAAUAUAUUUGAUUUUU
Messenger RNA from Xenopus laevis (African clawed frog), 2630 nucleotides. RefSeq names its product matrilin 1 S homeolog (gene matn1.S). The transcript is spliced from 8 exons. Lineage: Eukaryota; Metazoa; Chordata; Amphibia; Anura; Pipidae. Bases 96 to 1568 code for a protein of 490 amino acids. The record is from RefSeq and is a predicted model, not a curated record.